Molecule: messenger RNA, 8688 nt
Organism: Phascolarctos cinereus (koala)
Lineage: Eukaryota; Metazoa; Chordata; Mammalia; Diprotodontia; Phascolarctidae
Source: RefSeq, a predicted model, not a curated record
ACAUUUCGGAUGUGCCCACUCCGAAUGCUCACGGCAUCAUCUUCUGGGAAAAGUUCGAAUGCCUCCCCAGGAGCACGCUUCUGUACCUACUGGCAGGCAUCGCCCUUGUGCACAGGGCCUGGACAGAGUCUGGAUCGCUAGACUGGUUGCUGAGGGGAAUGCUGUGAAUCAAGUUCAUCUCGAUGUUUAGCAGGGAUUAGAUGAUAAUAGAAUCAGCUGCAUUCUGAGUUCCUUGGAUGGCCAGACUCAAAGAGGAGCUGGGAAGAGUUUAGUGUCGACAUGACGGGAGGCCUCCAGCAGAACGCCCCCGAGAUCGAUGCCAGGCUCUGGGCUGGACAUUCUCAUUCAGGAUUUAGAUCUAGGAGUUGGCGGUAUGCCCAUGAGAGUUGCAGGUGGUGCACAGCUGGCUAUGAUGUACAUUUGAUAGUUGCCAGUGCCAUUCUGGUGAGCAAGAUGGAGAGCUGUGAGCUGGCCGACGGUGUAAUUAGGUGGAUUUGGAAGUGCAAAGAGUCAUCGUUAAUUAUCUGAACUCUCCAGGAAUUUGUGCUAGGCCUUGUGCUGUUGAACACUUUUAUUGGUGACCUGGCAUAAAUGCCAUCCUCAUCACAUUUGAAGAGGCCCUCAAGCAAAGAAGAAUUGCCAACAUUUGGGAGGAUGACAGACAAAAUCCCAGACGACAUGGACUGACUAGAACAUUGGACAAGCCUAAUAGGAUGAACUCUAACAGGCAUAAAUUUAAAGUCUUACAUUUGGGUUCAAAAACCCCCAGCUGUGACCUUGUGAAAUUGGGGGGGGGUGCCACUCUAGCACUUCAGCUGAAAGGUCUGGGGGUUUGAGUUGAAUCCCUAGGGGACAACAGCAGUCCAGAUGGAUUUGAAUUUUGCUUGUUUAUUGCUGCAGAGACAAGGCCUAGGCAGGCCAUGUAGGUCCUGCUGUCUUCUGCCCUGGUCACAUCCCAUCUGGAGGAAGUUUUGGUAGUCUGUUGUUUGCAUCACAGUUUAGGAAGGACAUUGCUAAACUGAUUGAAGAUGGAGGCAAAGCUGCCCUGUCCCGGAAGAUGAGAAUUGGGGAUGAGCUGGUGAAUAUCAAUGGUACCCCGUUAUACGGCUCCCGACAAGAAGCUCUCAUCCUCAUCAAAGGUUCCUUCCGCAUCCUGAAGAUGAUUGUCAGGAGGAGAACCACCCCCCUGGCCAGGCCACAUUCAUGGCACAUGGCCAAACUGCUGGAGGGGCGCCCUGAGGUGGCAGCUGCCUCCAUGAACUUUCCUGAAGACCCCUUCAGCUUAUCCUGGCAUUCGGGCUGUGACACCAGUGACCUGUGCAUGCAGUGGUGCCCACUGUCCCGCCACGGCAGCACUGAAAAGAGCAGCUCCAUUGGCAGCAUGGAAAGCCUGGAACAGCCCAGCCAAAUGUGCCACGAGGGCCACGUCUCCCCUGUGGAGCAGAGCACAUAUCAGAGUCAGCGGGACUCGGCCUAUAGCUCCUUCUCUGCAGGCUCCAGUGCAUCAGACUAUGCCCUGCCCCUGCGGCCAGAGGAGACGGCAGCCUCGGACUGCAGCCCGCCAGGCCUUGGGCCGGCCAAGGCCCCGAAUGGCCUCUACCUCCACACAGGGCCUGAUGGGGCAGCAGGGCCAUUAGGUCAUCAGCCUUCACCCAGCCCCCAGGAGGGUCCUCUCCCUGGCCCUGCCCAAGUUCCUGGGGCCCUUCCAAGUCCUCCUCAGCCACCAGUAAGACGGGACAGCCUUCGAGCCUCCAAGGCCCAGUUCCACCAGACAGAGAAGCGGAGGGCCUCAGUCCCUGGAGUUGCCUUAUACCUAAAGGAGAGAUGGAACCCUGAGACCCUGCUGUCCUCAGACCUCCCCGCUGGGCCCUGCUGCCCCUGCAGCCAGGUCCUAGAGCCCCAUGAGGGCCACUGGAAGGAGUGUCUGUCUGACGAGCAGUACUGUAUGGUGAGCUGCCCAUCUGAGUCGGGUCACUGUGAUCCUGAGCUACGGCUGAGGGGCGGCCCUCGGAGGACAGGGUGGCCUGGCCAGGACCAAGUCGUGUCCAGUAGCCCUGGGGGAGAGACUGAAGAGGAAGAGGCAGCCAUUGCCACAGCAACCGCCAUCCCUGCCCACCUUACUGGGCUGACCAGCCACCGUCACAGUGCUCCUGAGCAGCUGCUGGCCUCCCAGAUUCGAUCCCUGCACCUCGGUGUUGAGAGGGAUGGGGACAGUGAAGGGGCUGAACUGCAGGCCAGGCAGGAGGGGCAUCACUGGACCCUGUCUCCCCUCCACAGUGCCCACCUGGCACAGAAAAGCCCUUGCCACCUCCUGGCAGGAGCCCAGAAUAAGCCUGGCGAGAAGAGGACCGUGGGACAGGCAGGUGGCCAACCUUUGACUUCUGAAAGCUCGGGUCAGAGCAGCCCCACUCCUGGGGGAUCCUCCAGCGAAGCAGGAGCCGUUCAGCUCUCUGGCCUGGAGGAUGCCCCUCAGCAGGCCAGCUCCGAUGAGGGCUUGGAGGCCAAGAACGGCCACCCAGGAGAUGUUCGCAGGAGCAGUGGCACACGCUACCGCUCCAGCCAGCCGAGACGCAGGAGUGAACGCUUUGCCACCAACCUGCGUCAUGAGAUCCAGAGGAGGAAGGCCCAGCUGCAGAAGAUCAAGGGUGAGUCAGAGGAGCCAGAGCCCGUAGAGGAGACAGAGGAGCCUGCUGAAGCGGCCACCCCUGCAACUGCACCGUCUCCACAGCCUCCAGCUCCCGCUCCUGGGGCCUCCCCACCUCUCCCUGCCCCAGCUCCUGGGCCCUCCCCACCUCUCCCUGCCCCUCCUCAGACACCUGCAGUGGUGGCUCACCGUAGGCUGCCCAGCCCCGGAGACCGGUUCUCUGAUCAGACUCGACCUAAUGGUAACCUGCUGAGGGCCAGGUCCUCAGAGUGCUUAAACCAGACGACAGGAAGCCAAGAAGUGAGGACCCCACUGGAGGGCCCUGGCAGCCCUGGCCAGAGGCCCUGGCAGUCUGCAGCUGGACUCCACCCCUGGUGCAAAGCUUCUGGGCAUGGCCCUUCCAAGCCCAGGCCCCAAUCUGGGGCUCGGGGAGGCCGCUGGCGAUGGUCUCCAGAGCGGAAACUGCAGCCUCAGCUGACACCAAUCCCAGGCGGAGGCUUGAACCUGAGUGAGGAGGAGCUGGGCGGCCCUUCUGGGGAGGAGGGCAUCUUUGUGCCUUUCGCAGAUAGGAAGAAGUUUUUUGAAGACACCAGCAAGUCAUUGCCGCCAGCAGCUUCGUCCCUCGGACACAGUAAGCCCUUUACUCUGAGGCUGAAACCACUCGACCCACCUCCCUUUCAGCCAGUGAGUGCUGGCUGCAGGGAUCUGAGGCGCCACUCCGUGGACCAAGCUUAUCAUUCCUCGGCCUCCCUGUCCCCGGAGCCAGCCACCUAUUCAGAAUGCUUUGUGACCAAGGAGCUGGAGCAGCCCAUGUGUUACCAGCCCCUGGCACACUGUGGGGACUUUGAGUGCCUGCGGCCCUGCUCGUGCUCAUGUGGCAUUCAGGCAGCUGUGGGCCAUGACACAUGCAGCUACUGCCCCAUCCUGCUGAAGAGAAGCCUGCUCAGUGGCCACCGGAGUCACCGCUGCCACCCCCAGCAGUGGGCUCACUGCACAGCCUGUUGUCACCCCGGGCCUCAGCACAAGGUUGGAGAAGAAGGCAGCCCUUCCUGGAAGGCCAGGAAUUCCUCGCUGAAGGAAGUUUCUCCAGAUGAAUGGGAAUCAGCGAAGAUCACCAGGAAGGCCGGCCAGCCUGUGAGGAGGAGCCAGGAAGCAGUGAAAAGUUUUUUGGGCCAAGCUGUGAAGCCAUCCAAGGACGUGGGGGUGGCCAGCAGCCUGAACAGUGUCUUACCCCAGGAGCGGUCUCAUUACAAGAUUGGCUGCCCACAUGCUUGCUUUGAGAACCCUGGGCGUGAGUGGUCAGCAUGCUACCGAGUGGCCUCCUCCCUUGACCUUUUGUGUGACUAUGAUCACUCAGUGGGGACCCUGAUGGGCAGUGCUGUCUAUGAGCAGGGCAGCCUGGUGCCACCGUUGCCCCGUCCGCUUCGGGGUCGGGCCUUCUCAGAGAGUCACAUCAACUUGGACUCCCCAAGCACCCGGGCUAGAGAGAGAAGAGAGCUCCUGACCAAAGUGGAUGAGACCCGGCCAGAUCCUCUGGGAGCAAGAAAGAAGGCCCCACCUCCCCCACGGCCCCCACCUCCCAACUGGGCGAAAUAUAGAGGCCACCGGCUAGCUCAGCACUCCCAGUAUGCCAUCUUGGAGACCUCGGUUGGCCGGCAGUCUGACACAGCCUUGGAGCAGCCUCGCCCCCAGGGGGCCCACGUGGAGGUGGUGAGGAAGAGAUCCCAGAGCCUCCCUCCAGAGCCACUGCCCAGAGACUUCCCUCCACAAUCUGCAGGUGACCGGCCUGGGCCGGAGCAGCCUGGCCCUCAGUACUACCACCCUGGUGGGGUAUGGAGAAUGCCAGAGCAGUUGGGCCUCAAGCCCGACCCCGCAACCUCAGCCAGAGCUGAAGCUUUGGUAGAAGAACAUCCCAAAGCCAAAGACACCUGGAGCCAGGGCCGUUCACCUUCUGAGGAGCAGUACCGCCUAGUGAAUUGGAGCCCAGAGCAGCAACGGCUCAGCCCUGCUGGCCUUGCCACAGAAGAAUCUGGGUCUUUACAGGACGCCACAGAGGUUGAGACCUGCCGCUUGGUCUCAACACGGAGGUCAGCCUCGGCCCGCAUCAACUCGGAGGAGCUAAUGAGAGACGUGGCAGAUAGGGAUCGGUCACUGGCUGGCAUUCUGAACUCAGCCUCCAACAUGGUGACAGCUGCAGAGGUCAUGGGCGACCUCUUCCCCACCGAUGAUCUGCCUUGGAAAAAACAUGUCCGCCAGGAUUGGCAUUUGGUCAGAAGAAGACAGGAAGUAGCCAAGGAAAGACAGGAAUUCCAACCCAUCUCCCCACCACCACCAUCUGGCAGCCUCAGCAGCCCCACCAGCCCCACCAGCCCCACCUGUCCUACCUCCUACUCGGCCUACUAUAACACCUCAGCAGGCAAGGCGGAAUUGUUGAACAAGAUGAAGGAGCUGUCCCAGUUGGCCAAAGAUUCCCUGGGAGAGGCUGAAGUGGACCAUGAGCUGGCUCAAAAGAAGCUGCAGCUCAUUGCCAGCAUCAGCAAGAAGCUGUCCGUGCUGCAGGAGGCCCAGCAGGGGCUGCUGGAGGACAUCAGUGCCAAUGUCGCCCUGGGGGAGGAGGUCGAGGCCGUGCUGAAGGCCGUCUGCAAAACCAACGAGUUUGACAAGUUUCGGCUGUUUAUCGGUGACCUGGACAAGGUGGUUAACCUGCUGCUGUCCCUUUCUGGGAGGCUGGCCAGGGUGGAGAACGCCCUUAACAGCCUGGACCCUGAAUCCACUCAGGAGAAGCUUGCACUGAUGGAGAAGAAGCGACAGCUGACAGAGCAGCUGGAAGAUGCCAAGGAGCUGAAAGAGCAUGUGGACCGGCGGGAGAAAGCUGUCUACAGCACAGUGUCCCGCUACCUGCUUCAGGAGCAGCUCCAAGAUUACCGGCACUUCGUGAAGAUGAAGUCGGCUCUCAUCAUGGAGCAGCGUGAGCUGGAGGAGAAGAUCAAGCUUGGGGAGGAGCAGCUCAAGUGUCUCCGGGAGAGCCUCCUGCUGGGUCCCCCAAGAUUCCUGAGGCUCGGAUUGAGAAGUGGGGGUAUGAGGGAGGCUUCCCAGAGAGGUGGCCACAGUCCUGCCCUCCCUCCCUCCAUCCACUCGCCUUGUGCUAACUGCCCCAGCCCCAAGAAGUGCCUUCUGUUGCUAAGAACCCAAAGAGACCCCACCCCCCACCCCCUCCCAGCCCCAGAACCUGCUUACAGAUACUUUCCCAGGCGGCUUGCCUGUGCCCAUGGGCUCCUCUGGCCCAAUGCUUCCAGCGGAGCCUGAGGCCGAGCCUGCUGGGUCUGUCUCCGUCUACAGUCCUCUCUGCUUAGCUGGGUAUUCGGUCUGCCUGGCCACCAUCUGGAGAAACUCAGAGGCAGAGAGGAGUGACUCGUCAUUUAUCCAAAGAAGUCAAACCAAGCGUAGCUAGAAAGCCAGGGUCAGUCAUCAAGUACCACCCGUGUGCAUGCACCCAGAAUGGCCCCUUCCCACAGCUCCCAGUGGCCCUUGCUGCAGGGAUCCGGAGUGUGGCCUUUGUACUCUGCCUGCUCCCUUCUCCACUGGUAGAGAAGCAGCAGGGUAGGCCUGCCCUUGAGGGCCCCACACUGCAGCUGUUGGCUCCUGGGGCUCGUGGGGGCCCAAGCCACCUCCCCAGUUGGGAUUGCAGUUGUUCAUUUGUCAUAUGUUCGCGUUCUUUCCAUUUUAUUUAUUUAUGCUCUAAAACCUUAAUGAAGUGGGCAUUUGAAGAGAGGGUCAAAGUUUGCCCCAAGAGAAGGCUUGAUGGGCAGCUCCCAAGGCCCCCGAUGCUGCCCAGGGGCACUGCCAUGCUAAUGAGGACAAGCCAUCUCCCAUACCAUGGCCCUGACCCAUGAGGCCUGCUGCAAGGUGGGGAUUCACAUUUCAGGUUGAUUUUUCCCCUUAGCUGGCAAACAUCUGCACCCACAUUUCUGGGUUCCCAGUCUGUCAAGCUGUCUUCUCUCCCUCCUUGUAGCUGAUGUGCUGGCCGGCACCUUCCCCCCGACUAGAUGCAGAACAUUCCUCCACAAAACCCCAUGAGGGAAAUGAAGGCACCUGGCCUUGUCCAGUUAAAAGUGGUUCCAUCUCUAGUCUCGUUUUGGCAUGUCAUGUUUCAGCAAGACCUGUCUGUGGGACGGCCGCCGGACAAGUGCCAGUCUGAGCUGCUGGCAGCAGUGAGGGGCUCCUCUCUUGGCCUGAGCAGGAGGGCCGGGAUCUCUUGGCCGAGGCCAUGAGAAGACACAGUCAGCUUAUCCUCUGACCACUUGGACCAAUGGGGGCUCCCUCCCAAGGUAGCACUUUGCUUUCACAUUCAGGCAGAGGCUGGGAUCCAGUGGCCACUGGCAUGGAGAGAGUUCAGUGGACCACAGAUGGGGCACCCGGCAGAAGCUGGCAGCCACUGGCGAGGUUGAAGGAUGGUCUCCCAGAGACGGCUUGCUUGGGGGUGAAGGAAUUUGCGAGGGUACUCACUGCCCUAUUACAAAUGCUGCCUUCCUGUUAAAUGUCUUUGAGACCAAGGGGAGAAAUCCAGCCAACUGGACCCAAUAUGGGGUUAAGCCCUCCCAAGGUGGCCAGGGCAGCUUCCAGCCAGUCCCGGGACUCUCCAUCGUGGAAAACAAAGAGCCCAGAGAUGACCCUCCCAUUGCUGGGCCAUACUCCCAAGCCCAGGCAGCCAUAUUCUCCCCUAGCCUCCAGGCCUCUUCUGCCAUAGCCAGGGCCAGGGGGGGCAGCAGGCUUGCCAAGGGAGGACCAAGGCUUUACUUAACACAAAGUGGAGGCAGGCGGGUGGGUGGGCAUGUUAAAUGAAUGGAAGCACACAGUACAUGCAGCAAGACAGGCAUCUGGCUUCUUUAAUGGGCCCUGGGGAUGACUGUAAUACUAAUAAGCUCUGGCACUUAGGGAGCCCAGGGUCCUCCCAAAGUGGGGAGCUGGCCCUCUCCUAGGUGAGAGGUCAAACCCCAGGCCCUUCCCCCAUGACUCCCCAGUGGGCCAGGGGAAGAGGAAGUGUUAUCCAUGGUGCCCCACCCAGGCCUGUUCCCCCUCCCUCCCCCUGCCACCUGCUGCCCUUCUGGGACAGAGCCAGAGCCCCAAGGGCCAUGCCAACUCAUUGGGGGCCAGUGCUUGCUGAUAUGCCCUGGGCACCAGCCCUGGUGUGGGGACUGGAUUGCUCAGGAAGGAGACGCAUUAAGCCCAGAGGGGGAGAAGCCCCCCUCAGGGAGACCCUUGCAGUAAAUACCAAAGGGGAGCUCCAGUGGGGGGGGGCUGGGAGGAAGGAGGGGGACAGUGAGAGAGACACAGUGGGGGAAGGAGACUGGCAGACAGCAGGGCCCCUCCGGCCUAGCCUAUCUGCCCAGCAGCCUGAGGCCACCAGAAAGCCCCAGGGAAAGACCCUGGAGGAAGACCCUGGAAUCAGUGGGCACUUUACAGCCCCAGGGAGCAAGCCUUCAUUACUUUCCUGGUUUUCAGAAUCUCAUGGUCUGCUUCUGUAUCCCAGCCCCCAGCCUUACCUUGUAUCCCUGGGCCUAAAGAGAGGAAGGGCCCACUGCAUUAAAAGGUGCUAAGAAAAAACUUGUCUUGCGUUUCUCUUGGCAGUGGGGAAGACCCCCCCAGAUCUCCUUUAGGAGGACCCCCUUCCCCAAGAGCCCCCUUCUAUACCUGGGGCCAGACUGGGGGGGGAUGAUUGCCAUUCUCUGGUACUUUCUGUGGCAUCUUCAGUGGUGUCUAGAGCACAAGGACCAUCUGAGUUGGAUGAGACAGAUGUUAAGGUCAUCUAGCCCAUUCCACCCCCUCCUCGUUUGACAGAGGACUAAGGGACGUGGCUACAGUCAUACAGGAAGGCAGCCUCAGAGGCAUGAUUAGAACCCAGGUCCUAUGACUUCUUAGAGUUCAGAGCUCUGCACUGAGUCCAAUGCUCUCAUGACAUGACGGGCCCCUGGUGCACUUUGAGGGAUGUUUUCUUGGUGGCCCCCAGAAAGCUGAGACCAAGUUCCCACUCAUCGCUGUGAGUU